Molecule: messenger RNA, 2757 nt
Organism: Gekko japonicus
Lineage: Eukaryota; Metazoa; Chordata; Lepidosauria; Squamata; Gekkonidae
Gene: CFAP221
Product: cilia and flagella associated protein 221
Exons: 26
Coding region: 1-2757 (918 amino acids)
Biological process (GO): cilium assembly; cilium movement
Cellular component (GO): cilium
Source: RefSeq, a predicted model, not a curated record
AUGAGUUUCGGAUCUAGAGGUGUCCGGCAGGUGACCAGAAGCGAGCACUUCAUUGCAAGCAUCGGGAUUGGCUACUUUGAUGCCCAGAAAGCUGCAUUUCUCCACAAGAGGAUGGAAGUGGUAAAUGCUGCUUCUUCUGAUUUCAAUAACACCAAAGGCUCUUUCAAGAAACUAUCGUCCCUUCUUUUGGACAGCCUGGUGGAAGAGCCUAAGAGAAGAACUGAUGUCCCUAAUUACCUCCUAGAAUCCAAAAUUUAUUCAAAGCUCUUAAGAAAUAAUGUGAUACAGGCUAAGCCUGCCAUAAUGCAUUAUGGAGGGUAUGAAAUCGAGAAACAUCACCAACAAACUCUGAAACUUGUGAAUAUUUCUGGCAAUCUUAUAAACGUUCACAUUAUUCCGCCCCAGACGAAGUACUUCCAGAUCAAAUACAGCAAAACACAACGACUUGUGCCUGGCUUGUCCUUUACAAUUACCGUCGACUUCUGUCCUGAUGAGUGGCGAUAUUAUUAUGACUGCAUCCGAAUCCAUUCUGAGGGAGAUGACACUUUGCUGGUUCCCAUACACGCCUAUCCUGUGAUGAAUGCUGUAGAAUUUCCAUCCUAUAUUAAUUUCUCUGAUGUUACACUGGGACAGCGUAAGGAAUAUGUGAUCCCUUUGCAGUGCAGCUGUCCCAUCGAUUUUGAGUUCCACAUUGAGUAUCUUCAGGCUCACAAAGCCUUUACCAUCCAUCCCAUCUCUGGAAUAAUCCCAGCCAAGGAGAAAGCAGAAGUGGUCAUUGCAUUUGUGCCGUUUGAAUAUGGAACCGCCCAGAUCAAAAUCCAGUUGUGGAUUUCGCAGUUUAACUCAAAGCCUUACGUAUGUGUAUUCACUGGGACAUCAACACCAUACCCUAGUUUAACAAAAGGGGACUUUGAGAAGAAAGUGACAACUGUGCAGAGAAAACCAAUGGCUCCAGAAAAAGCAGCGACAUGCCUAGUACAGCAGAUGGCACCACCAAAACAUAAAUGUCCCCUACAGAAAUUAAAGACCAUCGACUAUAAAAACCUUCAGUUCCCAACAGAUCUGUCAAAUCCCUAUGCUGUGGCUACUGUUUUAAUUCAGGAACCAGGCAAAAUGAAGAUAAAACAGUUAAGAGAAGUCUUAGGAGGCCAAAAUGAGGGAGGAGCUAGAACGAGGCAAGUGAAAGAAGCUGUCUUUGAGUUGAAAGUCAAGCAGGACAUCCAGGAGGAAGAAAUUAAUCAGCUUAAAUGGCCAGUCCACUUAGUGAAAGAUCCCAUGUCUUUGGCUCUUCACAACCAGAUUCUGGAAGAUCGGCAGAGAGCUGAAAAGCAGUACCUGAUUAAAAGAGGAGAUCCCAUUAUGGAGAUGGAGUUUCAAAGGAAGAAAGCGGAAACCUCUGUCAAGCGUGUCAUCCGAAAGGUCGAGGAGUGCCCCAAAUUCAAGCCUACAUUUGAUCUCCUGCUUAACAACCCUUGGGACCACAGGCACGGGAAUCUGCUGCGGUUCCAGCAGGCUGCUCGAAAGAUUCUGCUUUAUUGCCGCCUAAAGCGUCAGCUAAAUGUACUAGAUGCACUAUGUAAAACUCGAGAUAAAGAAGAAACAUUGAUAUCAGAUAAACCCUCAGCAGAAAAUAGUACUGGCAUGGCUGCAAUAAGUGAGCUGGAUAAGAGAGUGCGUUUUCUGUUGACCGUACGUCGCCUCCUACCUUUUGAAUUUCCCACUUACAGUCCACCUCGGUGGGCUGAUGAGUUGUUACCUGAAGUUCUUGGUACCGUUCCUGUCAAGUCUAUUGAAACUCCGAUUAAACACCUUCACCACUUCUUUGAACUAAAGGUGCCUCAGCAUUUCAGGCUUAUGGCAUAUCAGCCGUUCUGCAUACAUCAUGCAGCGAUCAGCUACAAAGUUCCAAAGUAUUCUCAGACUCUGAGGAAGGGUGCAGAGGAAGAGCUGAUCCCAGUACUUCCUGCUUCAGAGGAGAGGCUGCGCCUUGCCUUGUUCCAGCCAAAAGAGGACGAAUCCUUGGAAAUAGAAACCUCCCUCCUAAACCUUAGAGCUCCUGAAAACUUGCUUCAUACGCCACAAGAUCACCCACUUCAAAUUUUUAAUCCUAGCCCGGGACUGUACGAAUUCAAAUGGCCGCUCCCGUAUUCCGAAAGCAGUAUUGACUAUCACCUUUGCCCUCACCCAAAAUACGCACUUACCAGGAAAUACCCAAUAAAGUCCAGUGUUCUGACUACACAAAAGAAAUUUCUCCAUCCCAAGGAAGUCAUCAGUGGCGUGACGAACUGGAGAAAAUUCCCACCGGUUAUUCAUUCAACCUUGCCCAACGUUCCUGCUCUGAACAGCACAGUGAUACUGUUUUGCACUGAUCCUUACAACGCAGACAUGCUUCCCAAAGAUGUGCCUCCCAUUGUGGCUGACUUACCAGAGCAAGAUAAAGAAAACAUCAUGGACGAAGAUACAGGUUGGGAGGCUGCUGUGUUACUUGCACCAGAGAUGAUAAAAGCUGAAUUUCCACAGACUGACCACUCAACCAACGAUAAAAAUAAAACGCAAAAAGAGGGAAGUGACACAAAUGCAGACUUGAAGCCUCCUUCCUGCACAUCUCUGGAUAUUUUUGCACCUGUUUCCAGAGAUGUGAGAGAUACUCUGGAGUGGUAUUUUCAAGUUCAGAAUGAUUUAUAUGGUCAAAGGAUGAGAGAAAACCUGGAGAAACUGAAAGAAAAAGCCACUCAGAAAAACCUAAUUCUGGAUUAA